Molecule: messenger RNA, 9373 nt
Organism: Porites lobata
Lineage: Eukaryota; Metazoa; Cnidaria; Anthozoa; Scleractinia; Poritidae
Source: the annotation of a GenBank genome assembly
CAGGAGUGCACCACGUAGUGGCGGAAGUGUUUCCGAGAAAGUGAAAAAAUUGUGAAACCUCCUGGAAAAUUCAUGCCAAAGGACGCAAAAUACGUGAAUAAUUUUUAGUAAGUGUGUUUACAAAGGCGAUAAUGAAUUUCUUCACUUCGGAGGACCUAGAUUUUCAGCGAUAUUGCAUUGCAACGUAUGGAUCAAUCGAAAAUUUAAUUGCCAAAGCCAAGAAAGGCGAAAUUGUCGCCCAAGCACAUCUGGGUUGCGCUUACUCGGACGGUUUUGGCGAUCUCUUGCCGCAAGAUAACGACAAAGCGAUUGGAUGGCUUAGCACUGCUGUAGAAAAAGGUUAUGAAUCUCCUGAGAUCCUUGGAAAACUUGGGGGACUACUGGAUUGGAAAGGAACGGUAGUAUGCCGGCGAAAAGCGUACGAGAUGUACCAUAGAGCAGCGAGACUGGGUAAAACAAGCUCCCAGAUAAAUCUUGCAGAAAUGUAUCGUCUUGGAGUUGAAGGAGUCGUGAGCGAAGACCUCAAGGAAUCUUUUAAAUGGCUUAAAAAAGCGGCUGAUGAAGAUUUAUCUGAAAGUGAAGUUAGAACAGAUUUGUGCGGGCCAGCGAGUCAACAUGCGAGCCAUGCGAGUCAGCAUAAAAUAGCUUUGUUUUUAACGUAAACUACAAAAAAACUAGCCUCUGUAACCGUGAAGUAACGAGUAACGAGCAGCUUCCCCAUAAGCUGAAAAAUCUACCUUCCCAGUCAACGACUCUGCAUUUUCUGCUAUAUACUGAACUGCAGAAGCGCAUGCAUCUCGACCUGCAAGGAGUUCAGUUUGAUCUUUUUCUUCCCGAUCAGCUGCAGUGGGACCCUCCCCGACUGUUUUUUAACCAAGAACUUGGCGCUUUAUUUCAGAAGCUUCAAGAAUUGCAGCUGAACUUUCUCAAAAAUUAAUGACAAUAAAAAAAAAAACAACUUACCUUAACAAAAGUUGAAAAAGAUGAAGGCAGAUAACAAAACGAUAUUGAAAGGAGAGCGAGGAUAGCGAAAACUCAUGCCAAAUAGCCAAAAGCCGAAGAAAGGAAAAUGGACUGGGAACUAACAUCUGUCUCGCAUGGCUCACAUGAUGACUCGCAUGACUCGCAUGACUCGCUGGCUCGCACUUUGUCAAGACCCCGUUAAGACGAAUGCAAAGCGCUAUUGGUGGUGAAAAACAAACGGCUCUGAAACUUUUGUACCUCAACUACGUCGCUGGUGAUUGUCCGGAAGGUCAACCACAACCAACUAAAGCUGUUUAUUAUUUGACCAGAGCGGCUGAGCAGGGUGAUACCGAGGCACAGGUUAUCCUCGGAGAGAUCUACUUGACUGGAGGUUGCGAGCAGUUGAUAGAUUUGCCAAGAGCGAGAAGAUGGCUCAAUAAAGCAUCUGACAAGGGCGAUUUAAGGGCGAAAGAGGUGAAUUAUUUAACAGUUAAUGAAUGAGGCUGAGUAUCUUAUGAAGAAUUAUGGAGAUCGAGGAGGGUGUUAUUGGCCUCGACGGAUAACACCCUCCGAGAUCUCCAUAAUUCUUCAUAUGAUACGAAAGCCAAAUUCAAUAAAUGUUUUAUUAUUCAUUAUUUAUUCCUAGUUUAAAAACAUGGCUAAAACAUGCUUACCUCCAUCGAUCCAUCGAUGACAAGUUCAUCUCCACAAAUAUUCUCCAAACAGCAGAUGUUGCCCUUCGAGUUGUCCUCUUGCUGUUCUUGUCAUGUCUUUAGCUAUUUUUUCGCCUAGUUCUUACUCUUGAAAUGAGUGAAAUGUGCGCCAUUUUUCAAGUUCACAACCAAAACAACUCAACCUGGUCCCCAGGUCUUCUCGGUUAACGGUGCAUUAACCUGCAAGAAUGCUGCAUUUUUUACGUCAUUUCCUCGCUAAACACAAAAUUCUUCCAAAUUUGGUCAUCAGUAACUGGUUAUGGUGAAUUAAACGUGUGCUUUUAGCCAGUCAGAAUCAGGGAAAUAUUUUGAAUGAAUAAUACCGUAAAAUUCCGAAAAUAAGCCCCUCCAAAUAAUUAUAAGCCCCCCAAACUCGUAAUGCAAAAAAACCCUCCAUUAAAUUGCCCCUCCAAAAUCCCCCCGGGUGGCUUGUACUUGGAAAUUGCCCUCAAAUACAAAGUAAAACAAGGCAAAAACGGUAAAUUUCCUUCCAUUAUUUAUAAGGCAAGCCCAAUCGAUUUUGAAAUGCAAAUUUCCUUCCGUAUAUAAGCCCCUCAAAAAAAAUAUAAGCCCCAGGGCUUAUUUUCGGAUUUUUACAGUAAUUGUUCUUAUUUCAUCAGUCCUUUGUUCACAAGACUUGCUAUCUUUUACGAUACAAUACGAUACGAUACGAUACUUUAUUUAACACAGAUAUUACUCUUAGCUAUUGGCUAGUUUACAGGUAAUCCACAGCCCUAAUUAUAUUCCAAAAAUUUAAAAUUUAAAAUUCCAAAAAAAAAAUUAUAUUAUAAAAAUUUAAAAUUCAAAGCUAAAAAUAUACAAUAAUUCAUCAUCUGAAAACUGUAAAAGCUAAGAAUUGAUUGAAACAACAAAGAAACAGGCAGCAAUUACUAUAAAUCCCGAUUUCAGUCAAAACUUAAGCAAUUGAAUUUUGUUCUUCACUUCAUUGGUGCCUGCUUUAAUUCCAAUGUCAUUUGCUAGCUCAUUCCAUUUCUUAGCAGCAAAAUAUCUCCAAGAUUUGAGACCGUAUUUAGUCAUGUUAACUUUAGGUAAUGAAAGGAUAUAAUCAUCUCAAAGAUUAUACUUUGAUGAGCGUACAUGUAAGGUGAUAAGAUCUCUAAUUGCGUGUGGAGCUUUGUCCGAUAUACUGUUGUUUAUUGUCAAUAGCAUGUCUUGGAUUCUUCGAGUUUCCAAUGAUGGGAGUGUUAUUCUUUCAAAGAGAUCUUGAUAAGAUGCACUUUUAUCAUUGAAGAUGUACCUCAAAGCCCUUUCGUUGACUUUCUCGAUUUUAGCAGUGUUUGUUUUUCGGCAGUGGUGCCAGAUUUGGUCACAAUAGUCAAAAUACGCCAGUAUAAAUGCGCAAUAAAGCGAUUCCUUGGUUCUAAGUGGCAAAGUGUUCUUCCAUCUGUUCAGAGCACUUAUCUGAGCACUUACUUUGCCACAAAUACUUGAAAUACCUUAACCUUGCAAGCAGUGGUUUCUCCAGGCAGUAGGGAGUCUGAGAAACCACUGCAACUAACCGUCUGCUUUUCCAUCGAGCAUACUUCCCUAUGAGAGGCUAAUGGGGAUGUGCCGCUGGAUGGUGUCGUAUUUUCACGACUGGAUUGACUAUAUUGGGGUCGCACAUUUUCGGAUUUUUGGCGGGGAAGACACUUCUUCAUAUUUAAAAAAUGGGUCAGUUCAUUUUAGGAUGACCUAUUUAAGGAUUUAUAAUAAAGGUAGAUACAUAAAUAGAAAGUGACUAAGUGGGGAUCACGGCAAUUGCACAUUUGCCCAAAAGUGAGAACUACCCCCACCUCCCUUCCCAGAUUCAAGGAAGCAAAAUGUAGCUCCCAAGCAGGCACUUUUAGGGGAGCUUGUAUUUUGUCCUUCCCCACAAACGUCUGCUUAACCAAGAACAAUAUUUGUUUCUCAUUGUUUUUAUUUACUCAGUAAGUGACCAAUCAACAGUUUUGAAAUGAAGUGUUGACAGGCUAAACAUGACUCGUAAGCUUGUGGUGGUGUAAAAACAUGACCCUAGAGUUACCUUAUCCUUCUUUGCUUUCCUUCACUAAGGUUAUGCAGUGCACGGGUAUUCUAAAUUCUGACUAAAUCUUACUUUUGCUGCUCUUAGUCUAAAGCUUUCCCAGUGUGUCAUGCAGAUCAAGUUAUUAUCAGGCUACCCUGCGGUCAAGGUCAACCUUGCAGAAUUUGGAAAGUACAAUGUGAUUGGCUAAGCUUAGAAAAGCAGUGUGCAAAGAAAGUCAUGUCCGAUAGCCUGUAGCUAGUGGGUUUUGCUAUUGGGCUGGUAAAUUCUGUUCUUAACUUGCCCGACUGGCAAGUUAAAUUUUGGGGGAAUUCAAAUUACAACUGAAGAACUGUUAUCAAUCCUGCUCAUCAAAUUAUUUUUCACUCCAGUUAAAAUGACUCUUGGGCUAGUACAUGCUAACUACAGCUUGCCCGAAUGUCAAGCUGUAAAACUGACUGACUUUGCAUCCUGGAAAGGAAUGUUCUUCUCGGUUGAGCUAGCAGGCAUUUGUGGGGAAGGACAAAGAAAUCUGCUUGUGAUGCCAAGCAAAUGGUUGCUCACAGUAGUUUCUCUCCCUUUGUUGUGUAGCAUCAGGCCUGGAGAAAUCACUGCUCACUACCAUCUUUUCACACUGGCUUUUAUUUAUUUACAGAUAUACAGGGCAACAAACUGAAAUUUAUUUUUUAGAAAGGAUGUACGUUCAACCAACAAGUUGCCAUUUGACUUUUCGCAGAUUAACAACAGCCUACAGGACCCAAAUUAUGAGGAUGAAUAGGAACUUACGCACAUAGUUAUAGCCAUUAAAGUGUACAUACCUCACAAAAAGAUGUCUCUUUGUUGUUUUCUUCUGUUUCCUGUUGCACAAAAAAUGUCACUUUUAAUUAGCAAGUUUUGAUAUGUUGGUUUCACACCUACCAAAACUUGCUAAAAUGUUUGUAUAGGGCAGGAAACAGUAUAAAAAACAAUAGAGGGACAUCUUUUUAUGAGGUAUGUACACUUAAAUGGCUGUUUCUAUGCAUUUUACCCAUUUUAUUGAUCUUACAUGAAAUUCACAUACAAAUCCUUAUAAUUUGGCCAUUGUGAAUCUGGAUCCCCUUAAUGAUUAUACCUCCACCUGUGAACAGGAAGUUCGUGUCUUGAGUUUGGGUUGGGGAUGUAUUAUUUUAUUUAUUUAUUUAUUCAUAUAAUUAUUAUAUUUUAUAAGAUUACAGCAAAUUUACAUUCAAUUUGAGAAAAAAUUCAUACUGUGGAACCUUCAUUUAAGAAACCUCUACAUAACAAAGUCCUUAGUAUAACAAACUACUUUCUUCAGCCUAGCCAAAAUUACUGUAAAAUGUUUCGAACAGAACCUCGCUUUAACAAACCUCGAUUUCAUGAAAUCCACAGUGAGUGGUGAGGAGACUUCAGAAAGCCUUGAUAUCAAUAUUGCUAUUUUCAUCAGCCCUUAAAAAUAAAAAUAUUUAAAAAAUACUAAGACUGCAUAAAGUAUACAUGCAAAAAGUACAUGAACCCACCAAAAAGAGUAAAACAAUUAUGUCAACACUAAAACUAUAAAAAUUACCUAGACUACUUAAAUCGUAAAAAACUGCAUAAAACCUACUAAAAAUGAGAUUAAAAAGCACAUAAAAUCACAAAAAAGCUUUCUGAAAUAAAAAUGUCUUGAGUGUCUUUUUAAAAGAUGCUACUGAGGGUCUACUCCUAAUUGAAUAGGGCAAUGAAUUCCAUAGUUGAGGAGCAGCAGCAGUGAAAGAUCGAUCUCCUAACGUUGUUAAAGUCUUGAAUUUCAAAGGGUUUAGUAGCAGUCCAUCACAAUUGGAGCGUAACUUGUAUUUACAUGCUUCUUUAAGACUAAUAAGUUCCUGGAGAUAAAAAGGCACUAAGCCAUUGAUAGCCUUAUACGUUAACAAUAAUAUCUUAAAGUCAAUUCGGAAUUUAACCGGCAGCCAGUGCAGAUUAUACAGCAACGGUCUUACAUGACAGUAUUUAGAUUCCAGGAAAAUUAACCUAGCAGCAGCAUUUUGGACCCUCUGUAGCUUAUUAAGCUGGUAAACUGGCAGGCCAUAGAGCAAGCUGUUACAAUAGUCGAUACGACUUGAGACAAAUGCGUGAAUGAGCGUCUCAGUGGACAGCCUAGAAAGAUAUUUCCUAAUUCUUCUUAUAUUAUACAAGUAAUAAAAAUGGCAAAAAGGGAAGGGGGUACAAGUUUUAUAGAUACUUCCUUUCCCCAGCAAACUGCCAGACCUUCGCGUGGCUGGAAUAACCACGUCAAAUGGCAGUCCCGUCUCCAGUAUGAGAUGUAAAAAUAGUGUCCUCAAUCAGUAUUUUUGUACUAUUACAUUGACACUCAAAUAGAUCCAAAUAAAGUGCAUUUAUUUUAUAAAGCGCAUUUUAUUUAAUUUUUGUUUCAUCCCAAUAGACAUCUUUGUUAUAAACACUCUGUGCCACUCAAACAAACUGCAAAAUGACCUCAAUCAAAUAUUUUUCUUAACCUGUGUCUUUAGGGUGGAGCUAUCGGAGCAGCUGUUUUUGAAACUCUGUUGAAUUGAGUAUCACAGAGAAGCCAAUUUUAACCACAGAGAAAGUUGUGUUUGAUCAUGACCAAGAUUAGUUUUUUCCUGUCUCUGUCUUUGUAAUAUUCAGUGACAAGGUAUUCCAAUCAACCGGUGCGAAGAAAGGGCUUGGGCAGAUUUUACCACAGGACUCCAUUUAAACUGAUGGGGAAGGAGGGGAUGGGGUGACAGGGCGUGAGGGAAAAAAAAAGGAGGGUCUAUUUUGUAAUACCAUAUUUCCUCAAAUGAGCUCCUGGGUGGUUAUUUAAAAUUUUUGUUGAAAGGAGAAGCACUUAUUGGAAGGAGGGUGCGUAACCAAGGGAGUCGUUUAUUUAGGUUUCAAUGAAUUAUAACUUUAUUCUGUCUAAAUCUUUUAUCAGAAAACGAAAACUACAACAUUAUCCACAUGAACCUAAAGUCAAUAUUUAUGUCUUUCAUUUGUUAAAUUAGUUGUUGAUAAUCAAGCGUACCAUACUCCCACAAUGCACUUUACACACAUGCAUUGGAAUGCAUGUUUAUGAAAAUAAUUAUUGAUUAUCUAUAGUAAUUAUCAUCAUCAAAGUUAAUAUUGAUUCUCUCAUCAGUAAAUUGGAAACAGAAACAGGUUUUCCUUGUAUCCCUACUAUUUUAAGAAAGUGAGGGGAGAGGGGAGGGGGUGCUUGUUCAAAAGGCAGGCUUGUUUGAUUAUAGGGAGGAGCUUAAGCUAAUGGAGACAUUUUGAGCGCUGUGCAUCUUCCGGAAGUGAGGCCUUUUCCCUUUUAACAUGCUUGACAAUAACCAAUUUGUAUUGCUAAGUGUAUUUACUCUUCUUCAGAUGAUUUGACUGGAGGUUUGGGCAAAACCACUUCCCAAGAAUGCAAAAAGACUAUUUCUUGUAAUUUGUUGACAUGCGUCGCUUGAAAAGCUCUUUCCCAAAGCUCCCUUUAAGGUUUGCCUUUGUGGUUGGUGCUUACUUGUGGAAGGGUACCAGCUUUUUAGAGCCUAGGUGCUUAUAAAAGGAAUUAAAGAAAGACAAGGAGCUAUACUCAGGGACUCCCUCCUUGGUGGAUGGGUGUUUAUUUUUUAAGAUUUUCAUUGGAGACGGGAGGGGGCGGGACGGAAUUUUGUUGCAAAACAUGAUGCCAAACCCCCAGCUUCCACCACCGAACAGUCCCUUAUUUUAUUUAAUUUUUUUUUUCAGUCAUACUUUACAUUGUCGUUUCAUUCAAGUACUAUAUAUGCUGAGUUUUGGUUCAAAAUUAUACUCAUUGGCAUUUGUUCAUGUUUAUCAGCUUUCUAUCAUACACUUAUGUGUAUGUUGUGGUUCAAUUUUAUCCCUGGUCUAAUUUUUUUUUCCUUUGUGUUAAACUCAUUAUCAUACAUUACCAUACUCCAAAACAAAGGGAUAUAAUAUUUAAACCAAGGAUAAAAUUGAACCACAACAUGCACACUUGGUCUUUGAAAAAACCGAACAAUUUACAUAUUGAUUAAUUCUGCUGUUCUCCAUGCCAAGCAUCUUGAUAAUGAUAAAGCUAAUUACUACUAUCGUUGUUUUCCAGCUUCUUCAGCAGUGCACACAGAGUAAAGACACACCUUGUGCAGCAUUAGAUCACCAAGGAAAAGUUCUGGAGCAGUCCUUCAGCAUAUGGAGUGAAAAAAUGCUUCAGAGAUUGGAAGCAAAUUUGCAUCCGCCUAACGUUAGACAACCAGUCGCGUUCUCAGAGGAAAUGCUCAGCCCGUUUGCAGAAAGGUCCCCAACAGCGCAAAUCUAUCUUCAAGCUUUCAAGCUGGUGAAACAAGGCUUUGAAGUUCUCUACAAGAGUAACUUUGGCAAUGAAAGAGGAAUUUCCCUAAUUGCUUAUGGGUUCUUGACUGAAAAUUCUAUUCUACAAGCGUUUCCCUUGAAUGACGAUUUUUUCCGUCGGGUAUUUGAACUUUGUGAGAAGUGCUUGAAAAAGAAUCCUCAAUUUUACGAAGGGCUCCUUCUAUCAUACGCUUUGCAUCAUUCUGGGCGACACGUUUCUGAGAAGAGCGCCAGAGCUGAUGUUAAGAAAGUCAUGUGCUUAAACAACUUGAUUUAUUUCAUAGAAAAUGCUGAAAGAAACAUGCCUACUCCUGAAGAUCCUUUUAAGUUUGAUGAGAACUACAGCAGCUGGCUUCAUGUUUUGUAUUCUCACUUAGGAUCAUUCUAUACUGUCAGAAAAUCCAAUGAACUGGCAGCAGAAGCUCUUGAGAAUUCUCUUAAGUGCUGCCCACAUUACUAUGACUCUAAAAGGGCUCUUGGGUAUUCUUUUCUGAAGCAGUAUUUAUCUAAACGGAACGUUGAAAGGAAAAGAUCCAUCCAAGAUCCAUCAAAGCCUAGUCGUGAAGACAGCGCUUUUGAUGAUAGGAAAGUUUUCAAGUAUGCAUCUUGGACAAAUGCUCCAGGCAACCAAGAAUCAUCAAAGCCUAGUCGUGAAGACAGAGCUUUUGAUGAUAGGAAAAUUUUCAAGUAUGCAUCUUGGACCACUGAAUCAUUAAAAAAUGCUGCGGUGGACAUAUUGAAGGAAUAUCUAGCUAAGGCCCCACCUUGCUGCAAGAGAUACCCUAAUGCAUAUUAUUAUCUUGCAUAUAUUGCUUUCACAACAGAAAACAAAGAGGACGGAAUAAAAUAUUACGAACUAGCACAAGAUGCUGAAGAAAAUAGACUUCCUUUCUUCGAACCUGUCAACAUCCCAAUGAAAGAUGACGCGUCUCGUUUCUACCAGCUAUAUACCAAUUGUAAUAUUCAGUGACAAGGUAUUCCAAUCAACCAGUGCGAGGAAAGGGCUUGGGCAGAUUUUACCACAGGACUCCAUUUAAACUGAUGGGGAAGGAGGGGAUGGGGUGACAGGGCGUGAGAGAAAAAAAAAGGAGGGUCUAUUUUCUAAUACCAUAUUUUCUCAAAUGAGCUCCUGGGUGGUUAUUUAAAAUUUUUGUUGAAAGGAGAAGCACUUAUUGGAAGGAGGGUGCGUAACCAAGGGAGUCGUUUAUUUAGGUUUCGAUGAAUUAUAACUUUAUUCUGUCUAAAUCUUUUAUCAGAAAACGAAAACUACAACAUUAUCCACAUGAACCUAAAGUCAAUACUUAUGUCUUUCAUUUGUUAAAUUAGUUGUUGAUAAUCAAGCGUACCAUACUCCCAC